Messenger RNA from Medicago truncatula (barrel medic), 376 nucleotides. RefSeq lists its product as uncharacterized. The transcript is spliced from 2 exons. The record is from RefSeq and is a predicted model, not a curated record. NCBI's taxonomy places the organism in Eukaryota, Viridiplantae, Streptophyta, Magnoliopsida, Fabales, Fabaceae. The coding region runs from base 50 to 376 and encodes 108 amino acids.
AGGGACUUAACCCACUUGAGUUGAUGAUGUAAAUUGUGCAAAAAAUCAGAUGUUUGGAGAGGUUUCAAAAGAAGCAGGAGCUGAUGCAAAUAUGAAUGGUGGAAUGACAGAUUCAACUUCAGUAAAUGUAGCUGGGAACGACCUUGUAUUUGUCAAUAAUGUCUUGUCUACAAGAAGCACAGUGCUUGAGCCAAUGAAUAUUGAAGAGGAGGAAGUUUGCAAGAUGAUUCAAGAAUGCUUAGAUUUGGGCAAGAAAUAUGUUUACAAGGAAAAUGUCCUUCCAUGGAAGGCUGAGCCUGUCGAAACUAACUCUGAUCCAUUUCACUUUGAACCAGUUGAAGCAACAGCAGUAAGUUUGUUACUUGUCCAUUGUUGA